Messenger RNA from Perca fluviatilis (European perch), 9628 nucleotides. Its product is annotated as voltage-dependent T-type calcium channel subunit alpha-1I-like. Gene Ontology annotation, molecular function: low voltage-gated calcium channel activity; voltage-gated sodium channel activity. Gene Ontology annotation, biological process: sodium ion transmembrane transport; calcium ion import; positive regulation of calcium ion-dependent exocytosis. Gene Ontology annotation, cellular component: voltage-gated sodium channel complex; voltage-gated calcium channel complex; plasma membrane. The record is from RefSeq and is a predicted model, not a curated record. NCBI's taxonomy places the organism in Eukaryota, Metazoa, Chordata, Actinopteri, Perciformes, Percidae.
CGUUGCCUACGUGUGCAUCACGCACUACUGAUGUUUGUGAUCGUUUUCACUGAAAAAUCAUCAGUGAAUCAGUGAAAUUGAUACAUUUUCCAUGCAAAGAUCAGGCAAAGAAACUGUGAUACACAGAACAGCUAGCUGUCUUACCCUAAAACAAAACGGACAGUGGUCCCAACAGGCCCGGUUCCAUUUUCUUAACUUGAGCAGUGCAAACGGCCGAGCAUCCAGGUAUUUGCACCUACAGAUGGGGUCCAUGGAGCAGAAACAUUUUUCAAAUUGAAGAGGUCAGCUCAGCAGCUGCCUCAGCCUGGCAACCUUCAACAGUAAAAGAGGGGACUAUGGCCCAUUUGUUGAGGACACUGCACUUCCACAUCAAGGUCACUCCAACUGAUGCAGAACCACAAGUGAGUUUAAAUGGAGGAGGGACAGGCUCAUCUGCAAAGCUCCCCCUGCAGAGGCUGUUCAAUGGCCCAUCAUCAGGCUAGCCCCAACCAACAUCUGUUAACAUGGCGUGUGUUGCACCCUCCCAGACCGUCGCGUUGCCAUGACGAGCGAGGAGGAGGAGGGCCCCAGCGUUGCAACAACACCGUCAGCGGAAACAAUCUCCAGGGUAGCAACAACCAUAGCCAGGGGCGAUAGCGAUGACGUCGUCACUUCCUCCUCGCCCCGCAGGCCCUCCCCGCACCGCCUCCCAUGUCCCGAGAAAAAGGAGGAGAAAGAGGAGGAAAUAGAGGAGGAAGGGGUUAUUCACCAAGAGAGGAUUGAGAAGGUGGAGGAGGGGGUGGUGGUGUGUGAGCGGGAUGAUGACGAAGAUAAGGAUGAGGAUGAAAGCAGUGAUACCAGCGUGUUGGUCGUGCCCUACCCUGAGCUGGCUCCUGUGGUCUUCUUCUGCCUCAAGCAGACAACGUGUCCUCGGAGCUGGUGCAUCCGCAUGGUCUCCAGCCCGUGGUUCGAACGUGUGAGUAUGAUGGUGAUCUUGUUGAACUGCGUCACCCUGGGAAUGUACCAGCCCUGCGAGAACAUCGACUGCUCUUCAGACCGAUGCCAAAUACUACAGGCUUUUGAUGCAUUCAUCUACAUCUUCUUCGCAAUGGAGAUGGUGAUAAAGAUGAUGGCCCUUGGAAUCUUUGGUCGACGCUGUUACCUCGGGGACACUUGGAACCGACUGGAUUUCUUUAUCGUCAUGGCAGGGAUGAUUGAAUACUCCCUGGACCUGCAGAACGUCAACUUCACCGCCAUCAGAACAGUGAGGGUACUGCGGCCUCUCAAAGCAAUUAACAGGGUGCCAAGCAUGCGCAUCCUCGUGAACCUGCUGCUCGACACUCUGCCCAUGCUGGGCAACGUCCUCCUCCUCUGCUUCUUCGUCUUCUUCAUCUUCGGAAUCAUCGGCGUGCAGCUGUGGGCGGGGCUGCUGAGGAACCGCUGCUACCCGGAGGACAACUUCACACUCGGUACGGGUAUCAGUCUUCCUCGGCCCUACUACAUGGCUGACGAAGAUGACGAGCGACCCUUCAUCUGCUCCCUGCCAGUCGACAACGGCAUCAUGUCCUGCGCCGACGUGCCGGCCCGCCGCGAGGGAGGCAGGACGUGCUGCCUGGACAAAGACGACGCGCUGUACCGCCAGUCGCUGGGCCUGAGCCCCGAGCCUCUGGCCAAUGGCAGCGUCAGUGUAGCAGGGCUCUGCGUCAACUGGAACCAGUACUACACCAGGUGUCAUACCGGGUACAGCAACCCCCACAAAGGAGCCAUCAACUUUGACAACAUUGCCUUUGCCUGGAUUGUAAUCUUCCAGGUGAUCACUCUGGAAGGCUGGGUGGAGAUCAUGUACUAUGUGAUGGAUGCUCAUUCCUUCUACAACUUCAUCUACUUCAUUCUGCUGAUUAUUAUUGGUUCCUUCUUCAUGAUCAACCUGUGCCUCGUGGUCAUCGCCACCCAGUUCUCGGAGACCAAGCAGAGGGAGCACCAGCUGAUGCAGGAGCAGCGAGCGCGGUGCUCGUCCUCCUCCACCCUGGCCAGUGAACCGGGGGACUGCUACGAGGCACUCUUUCAGCUGAUCUGCCACAUCCUCCGCAAGGCCAGGAGACAAACGGUCGCCCUUUUCAACACCCUGCGGGGGAAACCUCGCGGCUUUCGGGGCGUCGGAAGAGGUAGAGGAGGAGGAGAGGGAAGGGAGAGGAAGGCAAAUGGGAGGGGAGGACGUGAGAGGAGAGCAGUGAUGAGGCGCGGUCCACCCUGUCCCCACCAUAAUAAGCCUGAGCACGCCUCAGCCAUGGCUCUCAGCGCCGCCUCGGCCACCGACGGCUGCCCUCAGUGUGCCACAGCCCUGUCACUCGCUGACGGCGUGGGACCAGCAUGCAGUGCGGUAAACGAUGAAGCGGAGGAGGGAGCUGUGGAGGAAACGGACGGGGAGGGGGUACACUCUGGUAGUGGGGAGAAGGGCAAGAAAGGCCAGGAGGCCGCAGGGAGACAUGGGGGCUGUACUCCUAAGAGCUGUAAGGAGCUGUGGCACGAUAUUAGGAUGAAGCUGUGGGGAAUCGUGGAGAGCAAGUACUUCAACCGAGGCAUCAUGAUCGCCAUCCUGAUCAACACCAUCAGCAUGGGCAUCGAGCACCACGAGCAGCCAGAAGAGCUCACAAAUGUUCUGGAGAUCUGCAACAUCGUCUUCACCAGCAUGUUCUCCCUGGAGAUGAUCCUCAAACUCACUGCAUUUGGCUCCUUUAACUACCUGAGAAACCCCUACAACGUCUUUGAUGGAGUCAUCGUCAUCAUAAGUGUGUGUGAGAUCGUCGGACAGUCCGACGGCGGUUUGUCUGUGCUGAGGACGUUCAGACUGCUCAGGGUGCUGAAGCUGGUAAGGUUCAUGCCAGCUUUGAGGAGACAGCUGGUGGUCCUCAUGAAGACCAUGGACAAUGUGGCCACCUUCUGCAUGCUGCUCAUGCUCUUCAUCUUCAUCUUUAGUAUCCUGGGAAUGCACAUCUUUGGCUGCAAGUUCAGUCUCAAGACCGAGACGGGUGACACAGUACCAGACAGGAAGAACUUUGACUCCCUGCUCUGGGCCAUUGUCACUGUUUUUCAGAUUCUAACCCAGGAGGACUGGAACGCAGUUUUGUACAACGGUAUGGCAGCCACUUCACCACUUGCUGCUCUUUACUUCGUGGCCCUCAUGACUUUUGGAAACUAUGUCCUCUUCAACCUGCUGGUAGCCAUCUUGGUUGAAGGCUUUCAGGCAGAGGGUGAUGCCAAUCGCUCUUAUUCGGAUGACGACCACUCCCCUUUUGACGAGAGCGAGAAGCACGACUCCAUAAAGUUGUCUGACCCAAGGAUCUGCACACUGACACCCAACGGCCACCUGGAGCUGGGGGCCCUUUCCGGGCCCAGGGGAUCCUACUCCUCAGAGAGGCGGAGCUUCACCAUUGAGUCUGGAAAGAGCAGUGUGAUGAGCCUGGGAAAGAGCAGCCUGGAGAGACGCUCCCUCUCUCUGCGUCAUGCUCGCAGUUCCAACUACCACAACUGGGGGCGCCCUUUGCUUCCGCAGUCGGCAUGGAGCCGCAGGUCGAGCUCUAACAGUCUGGGCCGGAGGAGCUACGGGUUCGGUGGGGCUCCUCUGGUAGGAGGCAGCCUCCGUGUGCACGGCACCCGCUCACCCUACUCCUACACUUGUGCUGCCGAGCAGGAGUCCCUUCUCUCCCACCCACCCCACUUCCUAAUCCCCCCUCAUCAUCCACCCCCACCCCCACUGUUUCUGUCCAGACAUUUCGCUGCGAGGAGGGAUCGACGGGCUCUUUCCCUGGAGCUCCCGGAGCUGCUUCGGGCAGGCGGCCCCCCGCCGGGCCUGCCCCCUGUUCAGCCAGACCCCGGGAGGAGGAGUGGGUCUGGGGUAGGGGGAUCCAUCACUGGGGGGUCGGGCACUGGUAGUGGUUUCGGAGUGGACCACCGGGAUUGUAACGGCAAGGCACCGGGUCCCCACACUCAGCUGAUGUCUGAGGUUUUCCCUCAAGUCAAUGCACGCAAGGACAGAACAGACCUCGAUGAAGAGACAGAUUAUAAUUUGUGUUUCCGUAUCCAGAAGAUGAUGGAGGUGUACAAGCCAGAAUGGUGUGAAUCUAGAGAGGAGUGGUCCGUCUACUUGUUCUCCCCUCAGAACAAGUUCAGGGUGCUCUGCCAGUCCAUUAUCGCCCAUAAGCUCUUUGACUAUGUUGUCCUGGCCUUCAUCUUUCUCAACUGCAUCACAGUGGCCCUGGAGAGGCCGAAGAUAAUGCAAGGCAGCCUGGAAAGGCUGUUUCUCACUGUUUCCAACUACAUCUUUACUGCCAUCUUUGUUGCGGAGAUGACUGUCAAGGUGGUGUCCAUGGGUCUGUACCUGGGGGAGAAAGCCUAUCUGAGGAGCAGCUGGAACAUUCUCGAUGGUUUCCUGGUAUUCGUGUCUCUGAUUGACAUUGUGGUGUCGAUGGCUGGUGGGGCUAAGAUCCUGGGGGUUCUCCGUGUUCUCCGGUUGCUCAGGACGCUACGCCCCCUCAGGGUGAUCAGCAGAGCUCCCGGACUGAAGCUGGUAGUCGAGACCCUCAUCACGUCCCUCAAGCCUAUCGGCAACAUUGUCCUCAUCUGCUGCGCCUUCUUCAUCAUCUUUGGUAUUCUUGGUGUUCAGCUCUUCAAAGGGAAGUUCUUCUACUGCGUGGGUUUCAAUGUGAAGAACAUCACUAACAAAUCCGACUGUCUGGCUGCCAACUAUCGAUGGGUUCACCACAAAUACAACUUUGACAACCUUGGACAGGCUCUAAUGUCCUUGUUUGUGCUGGCCUCAAAAGACGGCUGGGUCAACAUCAUGUACCAUGGACUGGAUGCAGUGGGGAUAGACCAGCAGCCGUCGACCAACAACAAUCCGUGGAUGCUGCUCUACUUCAUCUCAUUCCUCUUGAUCGUCAGUUUCUUCGUCCUCAACAUGUUUGUGGGCGUCGUGGUGGAGAACUUCCACAAGUGUCGCCAGCACCAGGAGGUGGAGGAGGCCAAGCGGCGGGAGGAGAAACGCCAGCGUCGCAUGGAGAAGAAGAGGAGAAAGGCCCAGAAGCUACCCUACUAUGCGUCUUACGGCAGAAUCCGGCUAGCUAUCCACAAUCUGUGUACCAGCCACUACCUGGACCUGGCCAUCACCUUUAUUAUCUGUAUCAACGUCAUCACCAUGUCUCUGGAGCACUACAGCCAGCCACAGUCUCUGGAGACUACACUGAAGUACUGCAACUACUUCUUCACCUCCACGUUUGUGAUUGAGGCCUCUCUGAAGCUGGUGGCCUUUGGUUUUCGACGCUUCUUCAAGGACAGGUGGAACCAGUUGGACCUGGCCAUUGUGCUGCUGUCAGUAAUGGGCAUCACCCUGGAGGAGAUUGAGAUCAACGCCUCCCUUCCCAUCAACCCCACCAUCAUCAGGAUCAUGAGGGUACUCAGGAUAGCACGAGUGCUGAAGUUGUUGAAAAUGGCAACUGGGAUGAGAGCUCUGCUAGACACAGUGGUCCAGGCUCUGCCUCAGGUGGGGAACCUUGGUCUGCUCUUCAUGUUGCUGUUUUUCAUCUACGCAGCCCUGGGAGUGGAGCUGUUUGGAGAGCUGGUGUGUAACGCUGACUACCCCUGCGAAGGAAUGAGCCGACACGCCACCUUUGAAAACUUCGGAAUGGCCUUCCUCACACUCUUCCAGGUUUCCACGGGCGACAACUGGAACGGCAUCAUGAAGGACACACUGAGGGAGUGCCCGCCGGGUUAUCCGGCCACCGACUACGGCUGCCAUGCCGGACUACAGUUCAUCUCCCCGAUGUAUUUCGUGUCCUUCGUGCUCACGGCUCAGUUCGUCCUGAUCAACGUGGUGGUGGCCGUGCUCAUGAAGCAUCUGGACGACUCUAAUAAGGAGGCGCAGGAGGACGCCGAGAUGGACGCCGAGUUGGAGCUGGAGCUGGCUCAAGGAGGCCUCUGCUGCAUGAUGGGGGGCAUCGGCGCCAUCGCCGGGGCCACCGGGGCCGCUGCCACCGGGGCCGCUGCGAGCGUGUCGGGCGCGGGCGGAGGAGCGUUUGGCGUAAUCACAGCGGGGACAGUCAGCGGUCCAAGUGGAGGGGUGAUGGUGCCACUACGAGACGGAGGAGGAGGAGGAGGAGGAGGAGGCGGUGCGGGUCAUGAGGGUCACACACACCAUCGAUGUCGUCUCUACUCUCCUGCUCAGGAGAGCCGGUGGCUGGACAGUGUGUCUCUGCUGAUUAAGGACUCGUUAGAAGGGGACAUGAUUGACAACCUCUCCGGUUCAGUUUUCCACCACUACUGCUCUCCUCCUGUCUGCAAGGACUGUAAGGGCCACCCACAAGAGAUCCAACUGGCGGAGGUGGAGCAGGCAUCUCUGAUGUCAGAGCAGCUGUCAGACAAGUCAUCGUCUCCGGCGUUGCCCGAUGACCUCAGCCUGGACGAACACAGCAGCUACCAGCUGAUGGUCCGAGACGCCAAGAGGGGCAGCAGUGACUCCCAUAGUUCGGAGGAGUUGCCCACCCAGGGGGGCUACAGGGGGCUCCGUCCCCCUAGCUCAGGAAGCGAGUGUGGGGUCCAGGAUUUGUUUGAGUUGAAUAGUCUGUCGCUGGAGCAGCCAAGCCGGGCACAUUGCACAGACGGAGAUAGAGGAAGUUGCAGUGGAGGUGGCGGCGGUUCCUUACCCGUCUUCCACCUUCCGGUAGAUUUCUUCCACCCAGCUGCUGCGGCUCACCCGGGCAGUCCUGGAAACGGUGUUAGCCCAGUAGACAGAGGGCCGUCCAGGUUGCCCUCCCCAGCCUCCUGGGCCUCUCUCCGCUCACCCGGAGCCAACAGCAGGCCCCUGAGCUUUCAGCACCCGUCCCACAGUGACUCCUCCCUGGCCACAGGCAGUUCAGAGGGCAGCCUGCAGACCACCCUAGAGGAAGGGCUCAGCUUCAGCGUGUCCCCAUCUCGAGAUCUGGAACUCCCCAGCCACCCCUCACACCCCCGGGCACCGGCAACAGGAGACCAGGGGCCGCCUUUGCUAAAGAGACGCAGUACUACUUUUACCCUUCAAGCCACCAGGGGGCAUCAGAGAAGCCAGAGCAGCAGCUGCGGCGGCGGCAGCACCAGCCCCGGCUGCCCCCGGCAGGACUCCAUGGACCCUUCGGAUGAGGACGUGGGCACGGGGACGGUUGGGGACGGCUGCUGCCAGACCCUGAGCAGCGAGCCCUUGUCAGAAACAUUAAACAGCGUCUCGCUGACGUCGCUGCUCACCCCAGGCUCUCUGGCACCCCCGCCGGUGAAGAAAUGUAACAGCACAGGCUCCCUGGACCAAACCAAUUUAUCUGCCCGGAGUAAAGACAGCCGCCACCUUUGCGGCAUUGAUGCCCGCGGUUACUUGUCCAACCCCUGGACGGAGGGGAGGGCGAGUGGCGGGGAGGAGGACGGUGACAUCACAGGCUUCAGCAGCCGGCCCACAGACACAAGCUCCAGGAAAAAUAGAUGAAACACUUGUUGCCUCUCUUGUAGUGGAGCUGUUUAACAAUUUGCAUUUUCCGGAACCUUGAACAGAACAGAACAGGAAGAGACUUUUAAUACGUGACCCGUGAACACCGAUUCUGAAAUUCUCUCUUGUCCUUGAGUCGUCUGUUCUCUCUCUCUUUCCUCCUUGGAUCCGGCUGCUUGGGAUCAGUCAUUUCUCAUAAGAACACGGUUGCUUCUCAGUUUUGACUUCCUCUCUUUUCCGCAGGAUAUGCGGUCGCCUUUUGAAAGGACUUUAACGAUAGUGACAAGGGGCUUAGCAUUUUAGCAUAGCCAGGAUUCAGCCCUGAAAGAUGUGACAGUCCAGGGCUUUACAUGUGAGCCAUGGUGAAAUACAGAAUAUUUGGAAGGCCAUUAAAGAGACAGGCUUGAAAAUUACAGAGAUUGACGGAUGAACAUAAAGUGAUGAUAUUUAUAUGAAAACUGCUGAACAGUUAAAUUUCAAAAAAUAGAUUGCUUGCCCUCGAACUUUGUGCAGAUUGCAACAUUGGACAAAUGGCAAACUCUGAAGCCUCUUUUGAGGAAGAAGUGAACUUUGUACAGUUUUUUUUUUUGUAAUAACAAUUGCUAACAGUAGCAUCGACCAACCUUUUUUCCUCUUUAGCAAAUUUGGUGGGUAACAGAGAAUUGAAAGGUUGUUUUUAUUUUUGUUCUGUGUUCUUUUUUAACUUCAAUUUAUUGAAGUUGUGUGAAUGUAGACAUGUCUGUCUCCGUUUGUGAGGGAGAGGGAGACCAGGACAAGCGAAGGAGCUGGCUAGUCUGAAAAUUGACAAAGGGCCUCUUUGAAUAGAAGACUGGAUCUGUGACUGCUGCUGAGAAUACAUGCGGGUUGUCAGUGGAAGCGUUUGCCACUUUAAAGUGGUUUUUCUUUUUUUUGCUUUCUACAUACCCAUGAAAGGGCUAAAUGUAUUGAGUGCAGACCUGGGCCAAAACCUAUUGGGGAAUAAUCCUUUGCUACCGUACGCACUGUUUAACAGUGUCUUUUAGUUGCAACCAUUACUUUCAAAGACUUUUCUGAUUCUAAUAAUAUAUUUAAAAGACAGAUGUGUCAAAGAAAUGAACAUUGACUUGUAAAACUAUUGGUGCGGAUUUCUCAGCAAACAAAUCACAUAUGUAUUUAACAGAUUAAAACACAAAAUAAUUUGAAAUUAGGUAAUGAUACCCAACACAUCAACAGACUUUCUCAGCCCCUGCAACCUCUACUUAUAUGUUAAAUGUGCAGUAGUGAUUCCUGCAGGCCAGAAAUAUAUUUUACAAGGCAGGGGAUGAACAAAAUAUUCUAAAAACAUUUAAAAAGAACAUGAACAGCAUGGGCUUUACAGUAGGAGGCAGUUUGAUGUCAUCCGAGUUGUCCCUCACACACCAACAGUGUCUAGACUUCAGACAGUAGUUGAAUGGGACCAGCGAGCUAAGGGGACUCAAAAGGUAAAAAGGUAAUGAAGUUCAAGUACAAUCUCAGGCGAAAGGUAUCAAAACAGGAGGCAAAAGACGUGGUUGUUAAACGGGCUAUAGGUCUAGAAAACACUGGGAAGACACACUAGGAAAUAACGCUGGGGAGUGAGACACGAAAGGUACUACAAUACAAUACACUUCAACAAUCUGGCAACCUUAGUUGAUAGCUCCUCCAGGACUUAGCCAAAGAAUUUGAACAUCGACAACUUCUCAGUCCCUUCGCCCCUUGCUAAAGCCUAAACUGUCUCCUAAGCCCCUCCCCCCACGAGGGAGAAUGAAUGCGUGUGCCUGAGCAGCGAUUGACACGCAAUUAGACACACCCCCCCUGGCCAUGAUUGGUGCAUCUGAACAGGGAGUGGUGGAUUUCUGCAAAUCACACUACAGGCUGUAGGUGGUGCCAGAGGAGACAGAUUUUUUUUUUAUUACCUGCUUCAUGUAGUUCUACUGGAACAUAGGGUCAGUUGCAGCAAAUAUGACAGAAAGUUAGUGCCUCUCAUGUCGCUUAAAUUGCCCCCUCAACCUGUCUCCCUUUCUCGCGUCUUAGUCCCUCGCACCAAGGAGGCAAGGGAGGGACGCGAGGAAAUCAUCGGAGGAGAGAGGCAACAAGCAAAUGUGUUUUAGAGGGAUGAGAUGUCCUUUCCUCUGAUUCGUCAGCUGU